AGCGCCUUCGUACCAUGUCCCGGAGAGAGUUUGUGUCCCCAGAAGGCUUGCGGCUGGACGGACGGCGGCCGGACGAGCUCCGUAAGCUGCAAGCCCGGAUGGAUCUGUUCUCGCGGGCCGACGGAUCAGCCUAUGUGGAGAUGGGCAAUACCAAGGUGGUGGCGGCAGUGUACGGACCCCGGGAAGUGCGGCGGGCUUCGAUGGCCAAGCAUGAUCGUGCUGUUGUUCGUGCAGAGUUUGGUAUGGCUACCUUUGCCACAGGCGAGCGGAAGAAGAGCUCAAAGGGCGACAAGCGGUCGGCAGAGGUCUCGCAGAUGCUGGUGGCUACCUUUGAGCCGGUCAUUCUGACAGAGCUCUUCCCGCGUUCACAAAUCGACAUCUUUGUCCAUGUUCUGCAGGCGGAUGGUGGCAACGUUGCUGCUGCCAUCAACGCGGCUACUCUGGCGCUCAUCGACGCUGGCAUCCCGCUCAAGGACUUUGUCGUCGCCUGCUCGGCCGGCCACAUCGACGGCGCCAACGUGCUGGAUCUCAACUAUCUGGAGGACUCGUCCGGUGGCGGCCCCGAGCUGCUGCUGGCCAUGCUCCCCACCGAGGCCACGCUCUCGCUGGUCAAGAUCAACGACCGCAUCCCGCUCGACGUCUACGACGCUCUCGUCUCGCUGGCUAUGAAGGGCGCCGCUCUCAUCCACGAAGUUCUUGUGGCCAAGGUCAAGGAGCAUGCACAUCAGCAGGCUGCCUCGCUGGGCACUAUUGUGUGAGAAAGCAUGCGCAAGGCGGCCCGCGUCGUGCAUGUUAUUGGCCAGCGCGUCCUCCGUCGAGCCGGCAGUUUACAUCCGCGUCCGGAUCAGCGUCGCGUCGAUCUGCUUGAUCUGCGGGAGCGUGUCGGCCAUGAUGGCGCGGUACCGCGGGUGCUCGGCAAUGGGGUUGCCCUCAAAGUACACCGUCUCGAGCUGAGGUGCGUCCUUGAGCACCUCGACGUCGGCCCAGUCGCUCACGGUGUUGUGGUUCAUCCAGAACUCGGUCAGCGCUGCUCGCGGGAGCUCGUCGGCCGGAAUCGCCGACAGCGCGUUGUUUGAGAUGUCAAACGUCUCCAGCGCCACAAGCUGCGCAAUGCCCUCGAGGCUCUCGAUCGCGUUGUGUGCCAGGUACAGGUCCGUCAGCUUGGUGUUGGCCUCGAGCCCCUCGAGCUUGGUCAGCCGGUUCGACUGCAAGUCCAAGAUCUCCAGAUUGGUCAGGUUCUCCAGCCCGGUGAUCUUCUCGAGCUUGUUGCGCCCAAGCCACAGCUCCCGCAGCGCUGUGAGCGUCUCCAGGCCUUCGAUCGUCCGCAGCCGGUUCGAUCCGAGCUCGAGCAUCUCCAGGGCCGUCAGCUUCUCCAGCCCCUCGAUCUUGGUGAUCUUGUUCGAACACAGAUACAGCUUGCGCAGGCCGGUAAACGAAAUGUCGGGCACACCGAGCGGGGCCAUCGACCGGAUGAGAUUGAACGAGAAGUCGAGGAUGACGAGCUUGGAGAGGUGAG
Molecule: messenger RNA, 1516 nt
Organism: Thecamonas trahens ATCC 50062
Lineage: Eukaryota; Apusomonadida; Apusomonadidae
Exons: 2
Coding region: 15-758 (247 amino acids)
Biological process (GO): U4 snRNA 3'-end processing; nuclear mRNA surveillance; poly(A)-dependent snoRNA 3'-end processing
Cellular component (GO): nucleolus; cytoplasmic exosome (RNase complex); nuclear exosome (RNase complex)
Source: RefSeq, a predicted model, not a curated record